AUGGAGAUAUUUCCGACAGCUGCCAAUUUAAUGAUGUUAUCUUGCUUAGUGAUUAUCGGACAGUCUUUGGAGGUAGCGAGAUGUGAGCCCUUACAAUUGAUACAUACCGCAUCGGUCUCGCCAUUCCUUGAUGGAAAACGAUUGGACGAUAUAACCUUCAGAAGGAGCCACAACUAUAAAUCUCGAGAUUUUUCUAUUCAUAAGUUACCAUAUCGACAUAAUAUAACUAAGAAGUAUGAAGAUACUUCCUCUAUACAUUUACAAGAAAGUGAAACCGAAGAAACUGAAUCUUAUCAAAUUCAAUUCUGUCACGACGAAUAUAAAAGUAAAAAACCACAGAACAAAGUUCAUCGGAUGCCUACCGUAUUUGGGGAAAGAUUGUAUAAGAGAAUUAUAGAAGAUAAAAAAGAAGAGGAAAAUCAGACAGAAUUAAUAAAUUUGCUUGCUGCAAAUAUUAAAACAAAGGAUAUUUCUAAGGAAAAUAUUAUUGAAAAUGAUAAGAAGGCUGGAUCUCCAUUUGGUAUGAAUAACAACGACAAUGACUCUAAUAUCGGACGAUGUUCUAGUUCAGAACCUUCGUACAGAAAGAAUUUGAUGAAAAGGACGAAUGAAGAAGACAAUACAAGUAGACACAAGCGUAUAAAAAUUGAAAAAAAUGAAGAGGAAACCAUAACCAAAGAAACAAAUUACAAUUAUCUUACGCAGUAUGAUCUAACAGACAAUUUUACGCAAUAUGAUAUGAAAGAUAAUCUCAAAUUUGAAGAUCAAUUGGAUGUAGUGCAUUCUUUUAAAAAAGAAGAAGUUUCAGUAUGCGAUGAACGUAGAGCUGCUUCAGAAUAUCGAGACACCAAAGAGAAUCGAAGUUGUACAAACGGACGGAGAAGCGAGACUAGAAGUAAAUCAGCAAAAGAUCAUGACAGUUCGUACAUCAAAAAUAGUCACGCCCAUAGUUUACGAAAUUUUCGGACUUCAGCUUCACACACAACUCGUGUCUCAGAAAGAUUUGACAGUGAUUACAGGAAAAAUGGGCACAGGUAUAGUCCGCCAAGAAGAAGAAGCUACUCUAGAAGCAGGAGUGAUUACGAGAGUUCGAGCAGUCAUCGUUUACGUGAAAAAUCCAGUAGAACAUAUAGAGAAGCAAAGUAUGAUAAUUAUAAAUAUGAUAGUCGAUAUAGAUAUGACAGAUUAAAAAGGAACUGCGGGAAUGAAGAAGAUGAUAGGAAAACGAGAUAUAGGCGUGAAAAAUAUGAUGAUGUAAGGGAUAAAUAUAGAUAUUCAUCGAGCGACGCUGAAGACAAAGAAAGUAAUAGCUCAUACAAGAAUAAGAAGCACGAAAAUCGCAGAACAAGAAAGGAAAAGGCAAGCAUUUUAGAUGAUAAAAAAUUACUCUGCAAUGAUAAAGUGGAAACUAAUUUACGAGAGUCUUCUAGUCGAACAAUUGUAAAUAAUACAAUGAAUUUCAGUGUUGGUAAAAAUGUUGAACAGCAUAAAGUGAAAAAUGAAUCAGAAAUUAAAUUGAAGGAUUUUUCAGAAGUCAUACCCAUACAUAUCGUAAAGAAAGACUUGGAACAUGUACCGGAAGAAGGCGAAAUUUUAGAUAGUCCUAAAAAGAAAGAUAAGUUUACAAAAAUCUCCGCAGAGAAUAGAAGGGAAAAAAGUAAUGUAAAAAUUGUUCCAGUUGAAGAUAAAAAUGAAGAUAUUUCUGUGAAUUCAUCCAUAGAUAAUAAAUUAAUAUCGCUUCAAAAUGAUACAAAACAGUUAGAAGUGGCGGAUAUUAGUACAAAAAAAAUUGAAGUACCGUCACGUCUUGUACAAGAAAAUUCGAAAGAUUGCGAAGAAAUAAUUCAAUCAAAUCUUUGUAAAAAUCAUGUGGUAGCUGAUAAAAUAAAUAAUUGUAUAAAAGACAAAGAUAAAUGUAAAUUUCUUAAUAAAAAUUUAAUGGAGCCUAUUGUUCAGAAUAUCGGAAUAACUGAACAAGUGCGCGAUAGUGAUAUUGACAAUAGUGACAAAAAUAAUACUAAUAACUCAAAGGAUUCUAUUACUGAAAUUAUUAAAAUCAAAGAAACGAUUGAUUUUAAUAUUGAUAGCGUUACUAAAAUCAAAGAGAUAGAUGAUUCUAGCAUAGAAGGUGCUUCUAAAAAGGAUAUUAACAAUCUUAAUAUUGGAAGUGUCGUUGAAAUCACAGAAAUGAACAAUUUUAAUAAUAGUGAUAGUAUUCAUAAAAUUGGUGAUGAAUUAAGAAUUUCUACUGCUGAAGUUACAAAAGUGGAGGCUAUGCUUAAUUGUGAUAUUGAGGAUAGAGAUAAAAGUCAAGCAUCACUUGAAAGGGAGACUUUUCAUCAAAUGUCAAAUAAAAGCGUCAUCAAAACAUGCCUCAAUGAUCAUAAUUAUGUUCAGAAUUCUUCUAUCAAUGUCUCUAAUCUCGAUGCAAUCCAAAAGCCAUCUUUGAGAUCAGAACGCAAUACAGCUAUUUUGGAUACAGCAACUUCGAAGGAAACGAAAGUUGAAACAAUCAACGUUCAAUCGGCUGGUGUUAAGAAGACAAUAUCUAUAGUGAAGAAUAAAAAGGACCAACAAAGCAGAGGAAUAUUAAUUUCACAUCGUCGAAAAGCCGUGAUACUGAGCGACAGUAAUGCAUCUAUGACCGUCCUGAUGAAUACAGUGAAAACGUCCUCUGUUACCAAUAGUUGUAACAACAAUGAUUCUACUUUAAAACCGCGUGCCUGUAAAAUAUCGCGAAUGACUGCAAAAGCAACUUGUAAAUAAUUAUUGUACAUUUCCUACACUUAUAAGGAAUAUCAAUAAAGCUCGAUUUAUAAA
Trachymyrmex cornetzi is the source of this 2820-nucleotide messenger RNA. Its product is annotated as myb-like protein X. The transcript has 4 exons. The record is from RefSeq and is a predicted model, not a curated record. NCBI's taxonomy places the organism in Eukaryota, Metazoa, Arthropoda, Insecta, Hymenoptera, Formicidae. The coding region runs from base 1 to 2766 and encodes 921 amino acids.